Messenger RNA from Amaranthus tricolor (Joseph's coat), 780 nucleotides. RefSeq lists its product as uncharacterized. The coding region runs from base 1 to 780 and encodes 259 amino acids. The record is from RefSeq and is a predicted model, not a curated record. The transcript has 3 exons. Lineage: Eukaryota; Viridiplantae; Streptophyta; Magnoliopsida; Caryophyllales; Amaranthaceae.
AUGGCUGAUCUCAAAAAGAGAGAAUUCAAUGUCCUGGAAUUAACAGGAAACAAUUUUAUACGAUGGGCUUCAGAUGUUAAAUUAUAUCUAAAAGGAAAAAGUUUAUUAUGUACAAUAAUUGAACUUAAUCCCACCGAAAAAGGAAAGGAUAUUGAAAAAGAUCCCAUAAAAAUUGAGGAAGAUAAGGCAAAAGCUGCAUCAAUUUUGAGACAUCAUUUAACCGAUAGUCUCAAACACGAAUACACAAAUUAUGAGGACCCAAAAUUACUUUGGGAAGAGCUAAAUGAAAGAUUUGGCCAUAAUAAAAGUGGACUUCUCCCAAAGGCCAUAGAUGAAUGGAUACCUAUUGGGACUAUGGCCUUUAAUGAGACAAAUAUGAUUGAGAGGAAUGUGCGCCAUCGAGGUCGUGGGAACUAUUUAAUAAGAGGCAGAGGUCGUGGAAAAUAUCACGAAAAGAGUGGCAUGAAUACUUUUGAACAAGGAAAUUUCUAUGGCCGUGGUCGUGGUCGUGGUCGUGGUCAUGGGCUUAGUCGUGGCCGUGGACGUAGCCACAAACACAAAAGAUGUGGCAUGACUGAACAUUGGGGCCGAACUUGUCGUACCGCCAAACAUUUAGUGGAUUUAUAUCAAGCUUCCCAGAAAAACAAAGGAAAAGGGGCAGAAGCAAAUUUUGUAAAUGAAGCAAGUACAUCUGGGCCCACCUUAGAUGUCUCCGAUUUCUCUGAGGAUGUGAACCUCCACAAACUUGAUCCCCAAGAAGAAGAUAAUUACAUCUUUUGA